This is a messenger RNA of Coregonus sp. 'balchen', 1395 nucleotides long. The record is from the annotation of a GenBank genome assembly. Lineage: Eukaryota; Metazoa; Chordata; Actinopteri; Salmoniformes; Salmonidae.
AUGGAUGUUCCUCACCUGACAGAAGAUGACAUGGCCGAUAUAAAAAAGGAAGUAAGUGGCUUAUUUGUCUGACUGUCAAUUCAACUGUUAGGGAGUCGGUUUUACAAUAAUUAUUUACCAUAAUGUUAUUAACUUAUAGAGAUGGGAUCUUUAAAUGUUGAAAUGCGCAUAAUAAAGAAGUGAAAGUAACCAACUUAUGCUGAACCUUCUAUUGGCUACCCCAUUUUCACAGUAGCCUAUAUGUGUGUAUAGUGUAAUUUUCACAGUAGCCUAUAUGUGUGUAUAGUGUAAAUAAAGUUAUUCCUUUGUGUAUUAUACCUAACCCCAUAAUCUUAAUGAUUAACAAAGGCAUGUCCUUACUCUAAUCAUUCUUUGUCCACACGUUUACCUGUCCUUCAGUACAGUUAUAGUAUAGCCACCAGUAGUCAGUGCCCUGGUCACACACACUUGAUAAAACACAUACCAACUAAUUAUGGCCCUAUAUAACAUACAGAUGGUCUAGAACCCAUCCUUCAACAAAACACACCCACAGUUUCCAUCUUGCUCUUCUCUGUCUAGGUCCUAACGAGGCUGCGGCCGUACCUCUGUGACAAGAUCCGGGCUGACCGUCAGUUUGACUACCUGCGUUCGCGUAAGAUCCUGACGCGGGACGACACAGAGGAGAUCAGCUGCAGGAGCACGCAGACCAAGAGAACAGGCAUGCUCCUGGACUACCUGGCUGAGCACCCUCUGGGGCUGGACGCCCUGGUCGAGUCCAUCCAACAAGGACGUACGCUCAACUUCAUAAUCACCAAGAUCACUGAUGAAGUGCAGAAGGUGAAGAUCGAGAGGAUAGAGGCUCUCAGAGGUACGUUGUGUGUGUGUGUGUGUGUGUUCAAGUGUUGUUUCCUAUUCUUUUUUUGGCGACAUCUAAUGGAGGGGGUUCGGUGAACCACACUUGGGUGACAAGUAAUCUUGCCUGAGACCUGACGAUGUGUGUUAGCUCCCCGAGCUAAUAGGCUUUGCUCAGUGGUCUAACACUGUCUUAGUACCAUUAUCAUGACCAUCUCCCAUUGGCCCUCUACAGCAGGGGCAUCCAGUUCCUCCUCGGGCUUCCUGCCAACUCAGGACACAUCCGGGGCCAAUAAAGACCUCUCCAGGACACUGUCAUAUGAGUCCAACCUGGCAUCCACCAUGUCGUACCACGGAGAGGGGAGCCCAUCCACCUCUGAUACCCUAAGUUCCCUCAACCUGCCCGCUGCCCCCAGCCAAGGGAAGGAGGUGUUGUCAUCCAUGGGAGGUGGUAGCAUUGGCUGUGUCUUCAUCCCAGGUCUCUUCCACACUGCCCAGGCCUGGAGACCCAGGGGCUCCCCCCCUGCCGCAGGGAGUGCUGCUACUGCCAGAGGCCUCAUCUAA